This is a messenger RNA of Theileria orientalis strain Shintoku, 1332 nucleotides long. RefSeq lists its product as uncharacterized. The record is from RefSeq and is a predicted model, not a curated record. NCBI's taxonomy places the organism in Eukaryota, Apicomplexa, Aconoidasida, Piroplasmida, Theileriidae. The coding region runs from base 1 to 1332 and encodes 443 amino acids. The transcript has 2 exons.
AUGAUGUUUUGUCACGUUCACGCUGCGGCGGAAGAGAUUGAAAUUGAGGAUGGUUCAUCAGUAGAAGGGUCUCAUGUAGAGUAUGUUGUGCUUAAUCUUGAUAAUACAAGUACAACCAACCAAUUUGUUUAUAAAAAGCAUGGAGCCAAUGGCAACUUUUAUACAGCUAAGGGUGACUGUCGAUUUAGUAAGAUUACAAGCGCCGGCCAAAUAGUAUGGGAGGCAACUAAGAAUGAGUUUCCUAAUAGAGUGUAUUACGAUCCUUCUCAACAAAAGCCUCUACUUCAAUUAAUUUAUUCUGAUGAAGAGUUUAAGCUACCUCAAACUCAACAGAGAGCACAACCAGCUAAAGUUUCACAAGUAGCACAGGUUAAGAAAGAUCCGCAGGGCAAAGCGUAUGUUCAGAUCCCUAUGCCUAAAAGCGGUGAUGAUCGCGGUUCCGUUAGAUCAGUAGCUUCAAGGCCAUUUGCACCCACAGCCAAGAUCGCCGUCCCAGUGGCUGCCUCUCACCAGUAUGCUGAGUUUAAAAUGCCUAAAACUGAUAAUGAAGAUAAAGGAUUUGUGGAACGUAAAAUGCCUAAAACUGAUGAUGAGGGUUCCACUGUUCAAAAACCAAAGAUCAAAGCCACAGCGGUAGCUGCAACACGUGCCUCGGCUAUAGCCGCUUCCACCAAAACGACUCACGCUUAUGUCCAGAUGCCAUUACCAAAGUCUGGUGAUGAAAAGUCAACAGUUAAGCCAAACAGGGUAACAGCCGAUAUAGGUGCUCCUGUGGUUUCUCAAGAUCUUGGGUAUGUGCAGAUGCCCAUGCCAAAAACUGAUAACGAGGGCGAUAACGUAUCUACCCUCGGUGUAUCCAAGAAGCACAUUGUUAAAGUUGAAACGGUGCACACGCCCGUAAAGGUUGCUAAACCAGUUGCUGCAGCGAGCGUUGUUGCUCAUUCUCAACCAAUAAGGUCGGGUGUUGAAGAUGGCCAGAGUUUCCUUGAGUUUGGCAUACCUCGCACUGAUAAUGAGGGAGCUGGACCCGUAGAGGGCCACGACUUCCUUGAAUUCAAGUUGAUGUCUUCGGGGCCAGAGCAUGGUAAAGCUGAGGCUGUUGCACAAGCCACCUUGCCCAAGCGCAAAGCCAUUGUCAAUGCUAAAUACCAGGAUCACGCUAUGCCUGCAUCAACUGAGGCUGAAUCAGAUCUGGAUAUCGAGAACGAUCCAGAAAUUCAGUUUAUGCUGAAAUUAAUCGAAGACUUGAAACAAAAAAUCGCUGCUUUGAGGCAGACGUUAGCUGAGAUGGACGCAAGGGAUGCAUUAAAUCCCCAGGCUCAAGGACUCUGA